Molecule: messenger RNA, 1198 nt
Organism: Musa acuminata AAA Group (dessert banana)
Lineage: Eukaryota; Viridiplantae; Streptophyta; Magnoliopsida; Zingiberales; Musaceae
Exons: 1
Coding region: 126-1064 (312 amino acids)
Source: RefSeq, a predicted model, not a curated record
UAUUUCAUUCCUCCUCCUCCUCGGUCAAACGAUUUGCUUCUCCACCCACUACGUUUACCAUUUAAAAACGCUUGCUUCGAUCCUUAUUUCUGAACCCAAAUCCUUCGUAAGGUUUUCAGAUCCUCAUGGCAACAGCCAUCAGAUACACAAGGAAAGACUUGGAAACAAGUGCGAGGAAGACGAGCAUGAAGGUCGUGGCAUCAGUCCAAGAGUUCGACUUCGGCACCGUGACCACCGUCCCCUACGGCAGUGCUCCGUCGAGCCCCAAGCACUCGGACGACCCCUUCGCCCUCUACUGCCGUUGCACCAGUGCGCCCACCAGCCCAACUCAUGCCGCCGCCGUCUGUGCACGCUUCUGCGGCAGUGGCUGUCUUCCGCCCUCGCGUUCCUCGCACACCUCCCGCGUCCCUUUCGUCUGGGAAGAGAAGCCCGGCACCCGCAAGUCUCAUUUCAGCUUCCCUGGUGAAGAUGACAACGGCGACAAGCUCCGCUUCGCUUUCGGUCUCAGAGGGAAGAAGCCGGGAACCACGGUCGACGACGGUCAGCUCUUUGAGGAGGGAAGAGCUCCGCCCCUGAAGCCGCCUCCUCGUCUUCAAUACCCAACGUUGGACGACGGAGUCUGUGUCACCUCAUCCCCGCGGUCUCCGAGGCCCCCCCGAUUGAGGGGUUUGUGGUCUGCCGGCCACCAAGGUAAGGGAGGAGCGGAAGAAGAGCUUGAUCCCUUCACCAUUGCGAUGAUGGAAGCAACAAGAGACGGACCAGGGAGCGAGAAGGCUACUGCCUCUAGCUUUGCCAAUCGGGCCAAGGGCGGCGCAAGCAGCAAGUGGCGACUGCGGGAGCUGCUCCUGUUCCGGAGCGCGUCAAGGGAGCUUCUCGGCAGGUACACUUUUCUGUCGUCGUCAUCAUCAUCCAACGCAAACUUCGUAUCGACGCACGGCCAUAAUUCAUCGCAUGAAGACGGGGCAGCAUCGGAGGAGCUGAAGAAGACGACUGCUCCGCGACACCGGCAGGGCCUCCUCAGUCGCAUUCGCUUCCGCGGCUACCCCUUCAACCGCGGACAUUAAUGGAAAUCAUGCUGUUAUCUCUUUGGUGGGAUUUCGAUUCUCAAUUGCUUGAUGUAGAUUUAUCUACUGUUUCCUUGUGUUGUAGUAAUGGAAAGACUCGGAUGCAAUAACAUCAUCUCACUGUUCCUCGGUGA